Paraphaeosphaeria sporulosa is the source of this 567-nucleotide messenger RNA. RefSeq lists its product as uncharacterized. The transcript has 3 exons. Gene Ontology annotation, molecular function: electron transfer activity; copper ion binding. NCBI's taxonomy places the organism in Eukaryota, Fungi, Ascomycota, Dothideomycetes, Pleosporales, Didymosphaeriaceae. The annotation marks the transcript as partial. The record is from RefSeq and is a predicted model, not a curated record.
GCUGCGGCAGUAGCCACAGUUGCAAACUCCGAGGUCCAUACAGUCGAUGUCGGUGAAGACGGUCUCAAUUUUGAGCCUCAGACCCUUAAUCCCAAGAAAGGCGAUACCGUAAUCUUCCACCUUUAUCCGAGCCAUAACGUCGUCUCAGGGUCUUUCGAUAAGCCUUGCGAAUUCAACGACAACAGCUGGUUCAGCGGCCCGUUCAGCCAGACAGACAAUGGCAAGAAGAAGUACGUAGUCAACGUCACAAGCGAGGACCCGGUAUCUAAUAGUUUGAUACAGGUGUGGUACUACUGCGCCGUCCCACAGCACUGCCAGAGUGGUAUGGUAGGAGCUUGGAAUGCGCCAUCCAGCGGCAACACCAUCAGCGCGUACGCCGACGCAGCGAAGAAUGCCGGGAAAUCUUCAGCUCCACAAAGCUUGAAGGGCGGCGAAUUAUUGGAAGACGAGCAAAUCGCUAGCUUGACUGGCAGCAGCCCAUCGGCAACGCAGAGUGGAGGCUCCUCGAGUGCUACCCCAACAGCUUCCGGGUCUGAGGCGCCGUCGGGAUCUUCCAGCGCUUCGGCG